Malaya genurostris is the source of this 1591-nucleotide messenger RNA. Its product is annotated as beta-1,3-glucan-binding protein-like. Gene Ontology annotation, biological process: carbohydrate metabolic process. The transcript is spliced from 3 exons. Gene Ontology annotation, molecular function: hydrolase activity, hydrolyzing O-glycosyl compounds. Bases 340 to 1545 code for a protein of 401 amino acids. The record is from RefSeq and is a predicted model, not a curated record. NCBI's taxonomy places the organism in Eukaryota, Metazoa, Arthropoda, Insecta, Diptera, Culicidae.
UCAAACCAAGAUGUAGUUUGAUUAUUAUUAGUUUGCGUAAUAUGAGGCCAUCGUAACCGUAGAAUGUGUUAAGAACUAAAAUCUUCAUGAAAUCUCUCCUGGUCUUCCGCCAAGUGAUCACAUCUCUGGAAAAAAGAUUGAUAUUUUUAUUGCUAUAUCGUUGACGUUCUCUGACCGGGGAAUAGAUAAGAUAAUUACUUAAUUUGCAUUGACGAGUCAUCAGACAGCUAGAUUAGAAAAUUCAAUAGGCAAUAAAUUAGAAUAAAUGCAUCAAUCUGCUAUGAAAACUUUGCAUUGCCAAUUUGUCCUUCUUUGAGUAACGAUGGAAAAGAACUAAAAAUGGGGUUCAAAAUUAUUGAAAGUAUUUUGUAUUUGUCUGUAUUAGUUGUCUUUAGGAGCCAGAUGACAUAUGGUUUGUCUGGAAACCUAGGAGCAUUGGAUCUGAAUUGCGAAAGACCAUCAGUAACUACAGCCAGUGGAUCACUUAUUGAUCGGAGCCUGUUCUGUCCAGGAGAACUCAUUUUUGAGGACAAUUUCGAUAUUUUGGACUUGGAUAAAUGGCAACAUGAACAUACAUUGGGUGGAGGAGGAAAUGGUGAAUUUCAAUACUAUCUGAAUAAUCGAGAAAACUCAUUUGUCGAAGACGGAGUGUUUUACAUAAAACCAACUCUGUUAGGAAUUGAACCGGGAGGUGAAGAGUUUCUUUCAAGUGGAACUUUGGACAUUCACGGUGGAGACCCUGGAAAUUUUUGUACAAAUCCAGCUUGGGAAGGAUGCGUGCGAACAGGUUCUCCAGAUGCUAUAUUGAAUCCAGUCAAAAGCGCUCGGGUUCGUACUGUCAAUUCGUUCAAUUUCAAAUAUGGUCACCUGGAAAUCAGUGCCAAACUACCAACUGGCGAUUGGAUGUGGCCAGCGCUUUGGCUCAUGCCACGCAUCAAUCAGUAUGGCACAUGGCCGGCUUCAGGUGAAAUUGAUCUUAUGGAAGCGCGCUGUAAUGUUGAUUAUCAUGAUGAAAAUGGAACCCAUUUGGGUGUGGAACAGGUUCUAUCAACCCUACACUUCGGCCCAAACGCCUGGACGAAUGCCUACAAUACAUCCACUGUUUCGAAAAAUUCUCCACCUAGUCAAGGAUUCAACAAAAAUUUCCAUCGUUACCAGCUGGAAUGGACUCCAGAUUAUAUGGCGUUCCAUGUAGAUGAUGAAUUUCUUUUUCGAGUAGACGGACAUUUUUGGGAAAGGGGGAACUUUGAUGAACGAGCUCCUGGAACCCGCAACCCGUGGAUCACCGGCACGAAGAUGGCUCCAUUCGAUCAAGAAUUUUUCAUCAUUAUGAAUUUGGCAAUUGGAGGUACGAACGGAUACUUUCCUGAUGACAAUGUUAUAAAUUCCGCUCCGAAACCUUGGUCCAAUCAAUCGCCGGUGCGAGUCGCAAUGACCAAUUUCUGGAAACAAAAGGAUAAUUGGAUUUCCUCUUGGAACUUGGAACAAAAUGAUGGAAAAGAAAGCGCUUUUCAAAUAGAUUAUGUACGGGUAUGGGCAUUGUAAGUGAAAAGAACUUUUGAUUUACUAAUAACAUUCGCUUUAUUUCGUU